Messenger RNA from Podarcis lilfordi (Lilford's wall lizard), 14805 nucleotides. Lineage: Eukaryota; Metazoa; Chordata; Lepidosauria; Squamata; Lacertidae. The record is from the annotation of a GenBank genome assembly.
GCUGCUUUCUAGACCAGAGGCAGUGGCUGGAGGGACAGAGCAGAGUCCAGAAUGGGGAGCUCAGCUGGGGCUGCAGUUGUCCUUUUUCUUGUCCUCUGGCAACCAGCAGAUGCCUUCUGGCUUUUCAACGUGCUCUUCCCACCCAGUACCACCCCAGAAGCAGCUCUCUCCAACAACACUCCCCCUGUGGUGCUUGGUAAGUUGGCAUGGGGCACAUGACAAGGGGGGCAGUGGCAGUCCUGAGGCUGGGGAGGCCAGCUCCCCACUGCAGGCAAAGUGUUGGCAUGGUGGGAGGCGUCAGUGGGAUAGUUGAGGGUGGUCAUUUGUGAACAGCCGGCUGAUCAGUGUUGGGCAGGCAGGUGUGAGGUUUGAGAAGAGUCUGUGUUGGGUUGCUUUGGCUGCUUGGCUGCAGUAGUGCCCCUUCCCCUGAGACGUGGAUGGCUGAAAAGAUGCUAGUCAAAUCAGAUGGAUCUGUAGGGUCUGAUUAAGCUCACAGCUAGGAUAGUUCAGGGCCUGACAUGCUCAGCUGGGAUACCUAGAAGCGGAUGUGGGCAGUGCUGGGCUGCUGGCCUUUUCUGUGGUACGCAUUGGUAUGCAAAUAGGUCUGAGAUAAAGGUGAAGAUUGGUGGAACGGUGAUCAAAGUGAUGUCACAGAACCACUGGUGGGAUUCCCAGGACUAGAGGAGAGCCAUGCUAUUCUUUCCCUUGGAGGAGUACCUUGGAGGAAAGGGCAUGUGGGGGACACUUUCCCAGAGGAAAGGCUGCAAGCUCUCCUCUGUCCUCCCCACCUUGCCUGACACUCCUGUAAGAUGCUUGAAGAAGAAGAAGAAGAAGAAGAAGAAGAAGAAGAAGAAGGGGAGGAGAAGGAGGAGUUUGGAUUUGAUAUCCCACUUUAUCACUACCCGAAGGAGCAUCAAAGCGGCUAACAUUCUCCUUUCCCUUCCUCCCCCACAACAAACACUCUGUGAGGUGAGUGGGGCUGAGAGACUUCAAAGAAGAGUGACUAGCCCAAGGUCACCCAGCAGCUGCAUGUGGAGGAACGGAGACGCGAACCCGGUUCACCAGAUUACGAGUCUACCGCUCUUAACCACUACACCACACAGGCCAGUAACCUCUCCAUGAGUCCUGCAUUGCCCUGCUUCUCCCUCAUUGCCCCACAUGAAGGAGGCCUUGGCAAGAGCGCGUGGGGCUGGAUGAGAUGGUCCAUCUCAUCUGAUUGUGCCUGGAAGCCGAUCCAUCCCGUUUGCAUCUAACAUGGAAGCUACAAGGUCACCUUGUAGCAACCCAUUGACAUGCAUGCUUAGCAGGGUGAUGGUCAAACUGGGAAUAAACUCUGUUGGUUCAUCCAGCUGCCUGAGCCCCCUAACUGAGCUGAAGUGUGGCUGCUGGGUCUUGCUUAGAGGGAGGCAGUGUGUCUUGCCUGGCAUCUCCUCCUUCUUGGCCUCCAAGUUAAUCAAGCACAAACUCCUAAAUGUGUCUGAUUCCCCUUUCUGAGAGGUGCAGCAUUGUCAUGCUUAGAUAGACCAGGGAGAGCUGAGCAGAAGGACAUCCUGGGAUGGCAAGUUCCUUUCUGUCCAUAGGUUGGGGUGGGAGACUGUAGAGCGGAUUGCAGUGCUUCAUCUUGGGUAGAGGGUGGGACCUAGGAAGGGAAUUCUUAUUUUAUUUUUGCUGGUGGCUCUCUCCCUCUCCCCUGCUGCAGAAAAAUCAGCACUUCCAUAAUGCAAGAGUUAAAGGCAGAGGACCUCCUCUGUCCUGUGUUGAAUCUGGUGAGCUACCUUUGACUCCUGCCCCAAAAGUGGCCUCUCCAUCCCAUGUAUGUGCACACCCACCCACCCACACCCUGGGAAUCUCCUCCCGUCUCCGUCCCUUUUGAUCCUGCCUGGAAUAAUCUUGCACAGUAUUUUGUCCCACUGAAUGGCCUUGACCGGACUUUGUUUUGUUUGCCUGGCGCUCUGAAAAAAUGGUCUUUUUGGCCAGAGAGCAAAAGUGAUCUAAGUUGGUUCCUGUUUUCCUAGGAAAGGAUGAGAAAAAAGGACAAGCACCAGGAGGUGUCUUUAAAGCAUUCCCCACCCCCAGUCUCAUCACCAGCGUCCUGCCAUAAAGAGGUUUUGACAGGGCCAGGGCUGUGGGAUUCAACCCAGCCUUUCCUAUAUAGCCUUACAUACAAAUUUAAUGCAACUUUUAUCAUUUUAACUUGUAUUCUGUAUUUUGUUGCAUUACUUUCUACUUUCCCCCUCUGAGGGCAAUUCCCCCCUCCAUUCUGAACCUAACCCCAGGGCCCUGACAGAAUCUUCCUCCCAGAUCUGAUGCUCUUAACUUACAGAGAGCUUUGUUACAUUUGGGGACAGUAAAAAUAGCACUCCACACCUACAGCUCAAAGUGGUACAGUCUUCUCUGUUGCACGUGUUGGUGGAGAACAUUACUCAAAGUGGCAGAAGCCUGGACUGCAUUACUUCUAGCUUCAGGUAGGAGUGUUUGCUAGGCCAAAGGCCAAAGGCAGCAACAUCCGUCCCAUGGUGUGGGCCAUGACAAUGCUGCCCCCAUCCUUUGUGGCUUGAGAGUUUCAUUGUGUGCAGGCUUUUCACAUAUAUGUGUGGGAGCUUUCAAAAAUAUGACACCACCCCCAUAUGCCCUUAAAGUGGUACAGUAUGGAAUAUGACCAUCUUCUUCCGUCUGACAUGUGGACAGCAGGUUCUGAGACUCCAACUGGAUGGCAGGUUCAUUAAGGACAAGCAUGGGCAAAAUCACAUUAUUGCAACCCCCAGAGGUAAGGGACUCCAGAUCCCACCAGAGCACCUGUUUCAGAGCAUCUGUGGGAAGACCUUGCCAGGAGUCUAAAACACAAAGCAGCUCCCUUGGACUGAAAUCUCACUCUGCCCUUUGGCAGAAUCCACUAGGAGACUCUGUGAAAGCCACUCUUGGAGGAAGACAGGCAUUCUGGCCAUGUGGGAUCAACAGGUAUCUUUUUUACAUAAAGGGGGCACAGGACCCCCAAGCACACAAACAGGAGUGAUUCCUUAUGCCUUGCUUUUUGCAAUAAGCACGUCGUCUCACAGGGUAACCUGUGGAAAGACUUACCAGACUAAAGCAUUCAACUAAUGCUCAGGCAGGCUCUUCUUCACCUGUAUUUGCUACUUACUCCAGGUUGUACGGUCCUUCAAGACCACUUGGCAGGGCUGCAGCUGCUGGGAAUAUCCUUAUGUGUUAAGUUUUGAAAAGAAAUUUGGUGGGAUUUUAUCAUAUAUACAACAAAUACAUACACACAGGACAAGGUACAGCACAAAAUUUGGCUUCCCUAAUAGUCUUAAGUACUCAACGAUUUAAGUCUCUUCCAGAUAUGCUGAGCUUUUUUGUAGUUGCACUAUUAUUUUUGUUGUAUUGCUUUGUUUAACCUACUUAAAAACAUAUUUUUUGCCAUAGCAAAAAAAAAGUUUUGAAAAUAAAUAAAAACAAUUAAAAUCAGUAAACAAGCUGAUCUCAAGGCGCAGGCUGGCCACAGGAGGUGACAGAAACGUCCUCAGACCUCAAAGCAACUGGCUUCAGGCCUGCUUUGUGCUUCCAGGACCCAGCAUGGAGGCAAACUCGAGAAUCCCCCUGUCCCAGUCAAAGGCACAGGCCAGAGGCUGAGAUUCAGAAGGAAUAAAGCAAAGGCUGGGAGGGGCUGGGAACCACCACCAUCCUCUUUCCUUGUGGCAUUUCCAAGAUACCUGAGUGGCAUGAGUAUCCUAUAGGCAUCGCACCUACCGCAAGAUCCUAACAAAAAGACUCUCAACGGUGUCUUGCUUUUGUUGGGUGCUUUACAGCAGAAGGUGGCCAAACCAUUAUACCCCCAGAAGCUGUGAGCUGCAACUUGCAUAGCCCCUGAGCCUUGGCUGCGCUAGCUGGGGUUGAAGAGUGUUGUAGUCCACAACAUCUAGAAGGCGCAUAAUUGGCUAACAAGGACAGGAGCGCCUAGCAAGAAACUCUCCUCACCAUACAGGCAAAUGGCUGUACAUUUUUGCUAGGAAAAUGGUUGCCACCUUGUUUUGGUGGCCUAGCUCCUGUUCCCAAGGUAUAGACAGGUGAAGCUUUGCCCACCAUUUAUAUCCAUGAUGGGGAAAGCUUCAUCAGUUCUAAAUUCCCAUGCUCCAAGAGCAGGGCCUCUAGAAAAUAUAGCAACCUCCCAUCUCACCCCGCUCACAUUCUUUCGUUGCUACAAAAGAACUGCAAUCUCUCCAGGACUUUUAGUCCAUUUCACAGGUGGCUUUAGAUGCACCACUAAGGCAGGCUACCACUCCUCUUUCUCUGGUCCCUUUCAGUGCCUGGUUGCCUGGGAAACCAACUAGAGGCCAAGCUGGACAAGCCGGAUGUGGUGAACUGGAUGUGCUACCGCCAGACAGAUGACUUCUUCACCAUCUGGCUGAACCUCAACAUGUUCCUGCCUCUUGGGGUUGACUGUUGGAUUGACAAUACCAAGUACGUCACUGGCUGAAGCCACUUUAUAGCUUGUUAUUCUGUGACUCCCUCACGUGAGGAGGGUCUGCGAAAACUGAGCCAAAACAGGGUGAGGGACGCUUCAUCCAUGGUGGAAGCCAGAAGUAUGUAGAAGUACAAAGUAGCACAGGAAGGGGACGGGGACCUGGUGUGCUGUCACUGGGCUCCAACUCUCUUCCAUCCCAGCAGCCAGCAUGGCCAAUGAUGGAGACUGUAGUCUGUUGGUUGCAAGGGAAAAAAUAGGUAUAAAAAGAGUAUUCCUGGAUGCCAAGAUCCCAGCCUGGGGCAAAUACUCAUCAAUGAGAAAACCACAGUCAAGAUUUAAAAUCACAACACCAAGUAAAGUGUAAAAAUAUACACUGUUAGACCUUUAAAAUAUGGGCCCUUGUGAGUUCCCUCUUGUCCUAGCAUAGGAAAGACCACAUCUUUGGUAAGUUAAAAACUGGUUUACUUUCAAACUCUUCAAAGGUCAGGUUCAUGUGCUUUUCUAUACAUCAGUCAGAAAAGUUGCGCAGGCAGUAAAACUUGGCUGUUACAAAGUGGUAAAAGUUAUUUGUAUAGGAACUCAAGAGUUGCUUGUGAGAGCCAUGCCAUCUGAGCUCGGAGCAACCAGCUCAGACCUCCUCACAUGUUGAACUUCUCAGGUAGACUGAAAGGAACAAAGGUUUGAUCCUCUCGUCCCUUCCAAGGUGAGCUAGGUUGGCAGGACAUAGUGAUCAUUACAAUUUAUUUAUUUUAAAGUAUUUUCUAUGACAUUUUAAUAGCCAGGAAUGAAAAUCCCAGCAUGGUGGUUGUGUUUUGCUUUGCACCUGAAUCUGCUUUCUGCCCACAGAGUGAUCUACAACAGGACAACUCGGAGGGUGUCCAAUGCCCCUGGAGUCCAAAUCAGAGUCCCUGGGUUUGGCAAAACCCACACAGUGGAAUACCUGGACAGGAGCAAACUGGCUGGUAGGAGGCAUUGCUACCUGCAAAUCAGUCAUCUCUCUGGUGAAGGAAGGAAGUUUGCUGCUUCAGUCUGCUUGGAGUCGUCUUGAGCCAUGGGCAUAGCCAAGGGGUGGAAGGAGGGGCCGCUGCCCCCAUCAAUAAAAAUCAAUAAAAAUACAUAGCAAACUGAGGUUCUGCACCCCUAAUGAAAGGCUUGCCCCCCCCAAACAAAAAUCCUGGCUAUACCCAUGCCUUGAGCAUUGCUAAAGAGAGACUUUUCCACAAUGGGAUUAAAAUGAGGGCCCUACGUGGCAUGUCAUAGAGAGCUGCCUUAUCUAGCAGCAAGACCCAUUUCCAAGAUGCUUCUGCAGUGCUCGCUAGUAAACAGGGAGCCUUGGGAAGCAAAGGUGGUUUUUCCUCCCCACCCCCCAAACUUUGGUUAGGGUCAUCUUCCUUGCAAUAUCCUCCCCUGGUUGAUUCUUGUCCAGUUUUGUUCCGGGAUUAGUAGCAAACAGAUCUUGCUCCUCUUCCCCCUUGGAGUGGCGGGCACUUCACGCCACUUCCUCACUUUCUUUUUACUUUCUUUUUACUUUUUAAAGUAAAAUGCAUAGCAAACAAUUAGUGAAAAUCAGUAAAUACCACCCCCAGCGAUGACUGGGAACAGACUUAUUACUGAGUGAAUGAAACGUGCCCACUUCUGACUCAAAUCUACUUCGGAAGUGACAUUGGGAAGUUGUUUCUGAGCUAGAGUGCAGGGGCUGACUUAUGGUAGGUUUGUUGUGGGUUUUUAGGGGGCAUCUGAUAGCUGGGAAAGGCUUCUCUUCCUCCUUGCUCAUGAUCUUUUGUGGCUUUCCCUCAUUCCUCUUCUUUAGAAAAAGGUAUUCUGUGUGUGCCACUUUCAGUUUGUAAUGUAGGCAGUGUUUUUCUCCCAGGGGGUAUUCAAGCAUACACAGUACCAGCACCUCUUCUUCUUUUGUUAAAAAGUGUGCCACUUACUGUAACAACUUCACAGUGAAUACCGGCACCUAUGUUUCUAGAAAAAAAGCACUGAAUGUAGGCAUGCAGGAAAGAGGACCUUCCAGAAAUUUUUGAUGCACCACCCACUCUGCCCAACCAUUUCCCACUGUCCAGAAUUUCCUUUUGGUAGGCGUUUACCAGAAUACAAGAAUCUUUAGCUAGGAAAAAAACAUGUAUGUUUAGUGUUUUAUUAUGGUUUCCCUACUUUCUUGAAAAUAUUUUUUUAAAAGGGUGCAAUUUCUGCCUUUUCCUGCUUCAACAACAAUAAAAAGCUGCUCACUCCACACCUUGGGAAGUGGAUAUUGUGCCCAUACCUGAGGUACCAGAGGGUUUUUUCAGUCGGCGGGGUGGGGGGGAGCUAUAUAUUGAGGAGUUGGCAUCCUUACUCCUGCCUCCUAAUGUGCUGGACCCAAUGAGGCUUGGAGCAACCCAGAGAGCCAUCAGAGCAGGAAGUGGUCCCCUCCAACAGGUCACCUACCCAGCCUUCCUCCCCUUGCCCCCCCUCCUGUUAACCUCUUCCUCUCUCCUCCUACCUCCAGGGUACAUGCACACACUGGUGCAGCACCUGGUCAACAAUGGCUAUGUGCGAGACCAAACCGUGCGCGCCGCCCCCUAUGACUGGAGGAUUGGGCCCGGUAAGUACAAAUGGAUAACCAGGGAGGGGGCUGUGAGGAGGACUCAGCGGGUGUGCCAAGGGGUGGGAAGCAGGAAUGCUUUCCCCUGAAGCAUAAUGUUUGACAGACUAUUGAAUUUUAAUAUUUUGUUGGAAGCCGUCCAGAGUGGCUGGGGAAACCCAGCCAGAUGGGCGGGGUAUAAAUAAAUUAGUAUUAUUGUUAUUGUUAUUAUUAGCAACCGUGGAAUGACGAUGAGGUCAAGGCAAGGAGAGAGGGGUGAAAGCAGCCCUCUUGAGUGGGGGGAGUUUAAAUGCCCCCCCAACACACACACCUGUUGCUGUGUGGCUAAGGCAGCUUUUGGGGAAACAGUACGGAAGGAAAGCGCAACUAUUACCUUCCUUCGCCAUCAUAACAGCCCUGGUGCAAAUCCCACCUCCCAUGGCUGAUUUUUUUUUAAAACAGAAUCUUAGAAUUGUAGAGUUGGAAGGGACCACAAAGGUCAUCCAGUCCAAUGUAGGAAUCUUUUUGCCCAACGUGGGGCUUGAACCCACAACCCUGAGAUGAAGAGUCCCAUGCUCUACCGACUGGAAGUAUGUAAUGAGGUCUGGUUGUACAUCCUCUGGCCGCUCAGCAGAGCGGAGGCUGCCUCAGGUUUGAGUGUCGGAGUCUCCGCAAUCUGCUUGGAACAUACAAGAAAACAAUAUCUGGUGCUUCUGUUUUUUUUUUUAUAAUAUUUAUUGGUUUUACAAAAAAAAAUUCCAAAAGAUGCAAAAAUACAAAAAUUCGACAAACAGAAAACAACAAUAACAAUAACAAAAAACAAACAAAGAUAACAAUAUCCAUAACAAAAAAAGAAAAAAGAAAAAAAGAAAAAGAAACAGAAAAAUUUAAAAAGUAUUAUACUUUCAUUUAACCUUCUUAUCAUUACCUAAUUCUUUGACUUCCCCACAUCUCCCCGCUUGUAUUUCCAUUUAAGAACUCCUUUCAGCAAAUCCUUACCCUCCUUUCUUUAUCUUAACUCAAAAAGUUAAUCUAUUUAUAUAUAAAUAUUACAACUUUAUCGAUCAAAUAUUCCAUGCUCUUAAUCACAAGGCUUUUGCCAAUACCAGUUAUUUUCAAUCAGACCUCAAUUUAACAUUCAUUAAUUUUAUAGUAUUUCUGUAGAUAGUCUUUAAAUUUCUUCCAAUCUUCUUCCACCGACUCUUCUCCCUGGUCACGGAUUCUGCCAGUCAUCUCCGCCAGUUCCAUAUAUUCGAUUACCUUCAUCUGCCAUUCUUCCAGAGUGGGUAAAUCUUGUGUCUUCCAAUACUUUGCGAUGAGUAUCCUUGCUGCUGCUGUUGCAUACAUAAAGAAAGUUCUGUCUUUCUUUAGCACCAAUUGGCCAACAAUGCCCAAGAGAAAGGCCUCUGGUUUCUUUAGAAAGGUAUACUUAAAUACCUUUUUCAACUCAUUAUAUAUCCUUUCCCAGAAGGCCUUGAUCUUUGGGCACGUCCACCAAAGGUGAAAGAAUGUACCUUCAGUUUCCUUACAUUUCCAACAUUUAUUAUCGGGCAAGUGGUAGAUUUUUGCAAGCUUGACUGGGGUCAUGUACCACCUGUACACCAUUUUCAUUAUAUUCUCUUUUAAAGCAUUACAUGCUGUAAACUUCGUACCUGUGGUCCAUAACCGUUCCCAGUCAGCAAACAUAAUGUUAUGUCCAACAUCCUGUGCCCAUUUAAUCAUAGCAGAUUUUACCGUUUCAUCCUGAGUAUUCCAUUUUAGCAGCAAGUUAUACAUUCUUGAAAGUGUUUUAGUUUUGGGAUCUAGCAGUUCUGUUUCCAACUUUGAUUUUUCCACCUGGAAGCCAAUUUUUCUAUCCAAAUUAUAGACCUCUCUUAUUUGGUAGUAAUGCAACCAGUCUCGCACUCUAUCUUUUAAUUUUUCAAAACUCUGCAAUUUGAAUUUAUCUCCUUCUUGUUCCAAGAUCUCCCAAUAUUUUGGCCACUUGGCCUCCAUAUUGGACUUUUAGGGCCUUUGCCUCCAUUGGUGAUAGCCACCUUGGGGUUUUAUUCUCCAAUAAGUCUUUAUAUCUUAUCCAGACAUUGAACAAUGCUUUCCUGACAAUAUGGUUUUUAAAUAUUUUGUGAGCUUUAACCUUGUCAUACCACAAAUAUGCAUGCCACCCAAACACAUUAUUGAAACCUUCUAAGUCCAAAACAUCAGUAUUUUCCAGAAGUAACCAAUCCUUCAACCAGCAGAAAGCUGCUGAUUCAUAAUAAAGUUUAAAGUCUGGCAGGGCAAAUCCCCCUCUUUAGCAUCAGUCAAUAUUUUAAAUUUUAUCCUGGGCCUCUUGCCCUGCCAGACAAACUUAGAAAUAUCUCUCUGCCACUUCUUAAAACAGUCCAUUUUGUCUAUUAUUUGUAUCGAUUGAAACAAAAACAGCAUUCUUGGCAAUACAUUCAUCUUGAUGACAGCAAUUCGACCUAACAAGGAAAGCUUCAAAUUUGUCCAUAUUUCUAAAUCCUUUUUAAUGUCCGACCAACACUUUUCAUAAUUGUCUUUAAAUAAAUUCCCAUUUUUAGCUGUCAUGUGAAUCCCCAAGUAUUUCACUUUUUUUACCACUGUUAAACCUGUCUCAUUCUGAAACCUCUCUUUUUCGAUCGGUGUUAAAUUCUUCUCAAGUACUUUAGUUUUAAACUUAUUCAGCUUAAAACCUGCCACCUGACCAAACUCUUGAAUCAGUUCUAAUGCUCUUUUCGUACUAGAUUCUGGCUCCUGUAAUGUCAGUACAAGGUCAUCUGCAAAUGCUUUCAGUUUAUAUUGUUUCGCUCCGACCGUUAUACCCUUAAUCAAAUGGUCCCUUCUUAUCAUAUUUAACAAAACCUCCAGAACAGAAAUAAAAAGUAAUGGGGAAAUUGGGCAGCCUUGUCGUGUCCCUUUCUCUAUCUUAAUUUCCUCUGUUAUCACAUUAUUAACUAUUAAUUUAGCUUUUUGUUCUGAAUAAAUUGCAUUUAUACCAUUUUCAAACUCUUGGCCUACCCCCAUCCCCUGAAGAUUUUUCUUCAUAAAACUCCAAGAAAUAUUGUCAAAGGCUUUCUCUGCAUCCACAAAAAUCAAAACUGCUUUAGUAUUGAUCUCCUCUUGCAGCUUCUCCAGAAUAUCAAUAUCUGGUGCUUCUGAAGCACUAGGCUUCCCUGACUAGUGGUCAGAGUUUGCAGACAGGAGAGCAUGGCUUCUGGAGGACCUGAGCCUCUGCAGCACCUCAUUUUAAAAACACACUGUUCAAGUCACACAACUGGCAAGGACUCGCGAGGAGGCCUUGCGCAAAUCUCCACCUCUGACCUUCUGUGCAUGCAGAAUAGCUCGGGUUCAGUCCCCCAUGGCAGUGUUUCCAAAUAGGGCUGGGAAAAGAUGCAUCCCAGCCCCAUCUGCUGCAACACCGUGGGGCAGCCUGGAUGGCCACUGGGGUGGCCAGCAAGGCCAUGUGGCUGGCCGGAUCCAGCAACCCCAACUAUGUCUCCACAGAUCAGCAAGAGGAAUACUUCUGCGACCUGCGCAGCCUUGUGGAGGAAAUGCGUAAGGCCUACCAGAAGCCUGUCUUCCUCAUUGGACACAGCCUGGGAAACCUCAACAUCCUCUAUUUCCUCCUCCAGCAGUCCCAGGCCUGGAAAAGCCAAAACAUCCGGGGCUUCAUCUCUCUGGGGGCUCCUUGGGGGGGAGCAGUGAAGCCCAUAAGGGUCCUGGCCUCAGGUGAGUUGCUUGCCAGCAGGUGAGGUGGGCUGGAAUAUCUGGUCCCUCCAGACUAAAAAAAAAGGCUGCGUGCACCUCUUACUUGGGUGACCUCCCCUCCUCUUCCACUGUCUGGGGUUGCUGUCAGGCCCCUUGAGGCUCAGGGAUGGGGGGUGGGGCUAUCAAAAUGGGGGUGGAGCUUAAAUGCACUUUUAAAAAACAAAAAUCCUCUCAGGCCUCUAGCACAGAUUUACUGUCUUUUAUUGCCUCCUGCUAAACUAAUCUAGACAUGAGUAUCUCGGGGGGCGGGGUGCAUCUCCCACUCUUUCUAUUAUUGCUGCUAAAAAAAUGGAGAUGGUUCUCUUUGGAUUGUGUUGGGAUUUCUCAGUGUUUUCCAUAAAACUCAGUUGAGCUUUAAAGAUGCAGAAUGUACACAGCCGUAGUCUCUUUUUCCUGCUGUUUUCCAGAUGUGUGCUGUUCAACUCCAAUAUACUUUGUUUAUUGUGUGGUAUGAAACAUAAAAAGACUAAAGCUAUGUACGCACUAUAACUUUAAAGCACAUUUUAAGCUCCUUCUUUCCCUCAGAGAAUCCUGGGCUCUGUAGUUUGCCCCUCACAGAGGUACAAUCCUCAGCAACUUUAACAAACUACAAUGCCCAGAAUUCUUUGAAGUGGGAAACAUGAUUUGAAUGUGCAUUCAAGUCCAUUUCCUGAGCUUUCUGGGAGAUUGGUUGGAGGUCUGUGCCAGUACUGCAGUUGAUACCAAGCUGGUCUGCAUUUCAGGUGAUGAGCAGGGCAUCCCCAUUAUGUCCAGCAUCAAAUUGCGUGAGGAGAAGCGCAUGACCACAGCCAGCCCCUGGAUGUUCCCAGACACAAUAGCUUGGCCCGAGACCCAUGCCUUCGUCUCUACCCCCUCCUACAACUACACCUACCGGGACUACCAACGCCUCUUCACUGACAUUAACUUUGAGGAUGGCUGGUACAUGUGGAACGACACCAAGGACCUGCUGAAGGGGCUGCCUGCCCCAGGGGUCGAGGUGUAUUGCAUCUAUGGCACGGGUUUCCCCACUGCGGAAACCUACAUUUACAACGACCGCUUCCCCUACGAGGACCCCAUUGACUUUGUGUAUGGGGAUGGGGAUAACAGCGUUAACCGCCGCAGCCUAGAGCUCUGCAAGCGAUGGCAUGGCCAGCAGGAACAGAAGGUGCACGUGGUGGAGAUGCCUGGCGUGGAGCAUCUCAACAUGAUCUUUGACAACCGCACCCUCAACUACAUCAACGAAAUCCUGCUGGGAAACUUUGAGAAAGCCACAGCAGCAGAAGAUGAAGAAGCAGGGAAAGGAGGAAGAGGCUUCUCAGAGACCCAACACAAACAGGAGAAAUGAAGGCCCUGCGCUGAGGAGAUUGGGGCCAGUUUAUGCCUCCUGCAUAGACAGGAAGCAGGAUGACUCAUGAGUGCCCCCCACCCCCCAAAGUCUACAGUGUUAUGUGCAACACAGCUGCAUGCAGAGGUGCCUUGCAGGAUCCUGCCUCCCCGCUUGCUCUGAGAGGGAAAGACUCCUCCAAAUUGCUCCUGCCAACAGCUGCCUGGCAAAUUUCCAUCGCUGGUGUGAUUGUUGGGGCUGCUGAGAGUUCAUGUUCCCCCAGCAUGCUUUCAGUUAGGUAGGCAGGUGAACUAGCCCAGAGCUUUAUUUACUCAAUGCAAAAAGAUCAAGGAGUCCUGGGGCACCUUGAAGACCAACACAUUUUAUUAUGGCAUAUGCCUUCCUGGGCUGCAGCCCCUUCAUCGUAUGCAUGGAGUUGUGGGUAUAUCCAAACACAUCGUCAGACACAUAUUAAACACAAGAAGUAUAGGCUGUAUCAAUUGUAUUAAAACUUAACAGGGCACACGAGAAGGGUGGCAGCCAGAAGAAGAGGAUGAUGAGCUGAUGCCAACAUGUAAAGGCUGUGCCCAACAGUGGCUUCUGACUUUGACUGCAUCUUCCAGAAAGGGGUGGCAGCAGGAGGAGAGGAGAAAAAUCCUCCCCAUCUCCUCCAACUGCCCCCCCUCCAGAAGACUAAAGACAAAGCCGGAAGCCGCAGUUUUACACAGUCUUUAUAUCAGCUUUGGGCUUCUCUCAUUCUCUGGUUGCCACCCCUUUCUGGCCUUGGCUCCCCAAUGUUGGCUGUGGGGCAGAUGGAGGGCAACUGCCCAGGUGCCCUCACCUCUCGCUGCACUGCCCAACAUGGUGGUGAUGAGGACAUCCCUCUUCUUAGAGGAUGUCCCUAUGCUCUGCAGAACUUGGCCGGCUUCAAGGCCCCUGCCCUGGGCAGCCUCAGCACCCUGAUCCCAUAGACAAGCUGCAUGCCAUCAGCAACAUGCUUAACACACCCAUGGCCACAGCCACUUCUGCCUGCAGUUUUCUCACUGGUCUGCCCUUCCUAAAAGGAAGGGAAGGCUGUGUCUAGGUAUCCCAAGCCCCCCGGCCAAGCUGCCCAGCCGGCCUCCCAAUUUAUGGCCUGUAGUUAUGCAGGGUUAAUCCUGGAGUGACCCUAGGCUCACCUGUCCAGGUAAGGUAGAUCACCAGGUGAGGAAAAGGGGUGUGGGAGGUUAUAUGAAGGCAGGGAUAAUUGUUAUAAAGAGAAGGCAGGAUUCAUUUUAACUAACUCUGUAAUCCUGAUAAUUUCCAAGAGAGAGCCCAAUCACAUUAGUGAGAUAGGGUAGAACAGCACACUGCCCACGAGUGGAAAAUAUCUCUCCUUUAUUACUUGGCAAGUUGCACAGCUAAGUUCUGCUGCAGUAAACAGGUUCUAGCCUAGGACUCAUUGAAAUGGGAAAGGAGACAAGCUAAAGCUGAACUUGCCCAGUUGGAUUUAUCUGAUGUGUGGUGAAUGCGGGGGCUAGGGGCCGGGUCCUUCUACUCUCCAUCUCCCAAGCCAACACUGCUUCCAGGAGGGUGCUGUUGGGGAAGGAAGAAAACCCCCAUGGACGCUAAAAGUUUUAAGACAACUUUCACACACACAGAGAAUAGUCCCCCCAAAGUGCUCCCAAAUAUAAAGCCCUCUCACUUGAAAUAUUUUCCCACACUCUUGGUUCUCUCUUUGGUAACACCCCUGAAUAAUUUUAGUCCUCUGUUCCGCCAAUUCUGUAUGGGAAUAAUAAAUGCUGUACUGACCUAUGCAGGUGUUAUGUACUGAGUUGAAUAGGAUCCAAACUGCAGCAGUCUGAUUGGUCCUAGAACAAUGCAGCAGUAUGAUUGGUUGGCAGGAACCACCCAAUCAUGCUCCAGAUAUAAGUGAAUCCACAACCUGAUUGGCUUACAGUAGAAUUCCAGAAUUAGCCAAUCAUGUGCAGCCCAUUGUGUAAAUAAUGUAUAUAAAGCAGAUACUUUGAGGGGACUUUCAUUCAUUCCUCCUCACCACUAUGAGCUGAAUAAAGAGCAUGAAAUCACUUUGCGACUCUGAGUAUAUUUCAGCAGGGCUGUUGAAAGGAUUUCUGAGAUAAUGUAUGUGAAAGCUCUAUGAAUGUAUUUUGUUUUUUCCUGUCUCAUGCCUGACACUGGGGAUUUGGGGAUGGCACAAUUAUUUGUCUUUAAUUUAAAGAGGAGAAAUGAUUUUGGAAUGAUCAUGUCACAGGCAUUUUGAUUUUAUUUUAAAAAAAAUUGUUUUGUGUUGCUUGGUGCUGAUUUUUAUCUUUUCCUUUCUGUGCUUGCUCUGCUUGGUUGCUUCAUGUCAGUCAGUCUUUAGGAUUCACAGCAGAAACCUAUGCAUACUUACUCAGAAGUCCAUUUCACUAUGUUCAGUUGGUCUUACUCACAGGUAAGUGUGCAUAGGAUUGCAGACUUAGCUGCAUUCCCAGGGUCUCGGUAAUCUCAAGAUUGAGUAUUGGAUGUACCUUAUCUCUGUCUGUACAUAUGUUAAUGUGUGUACACUGCAAAGCAUCAGCAAUGCAAAGGUGGUCAUUUUGCAUACUAAGCUACAAUGGCUGGUUUUGAACCAUAUAUUGUAAGACAAAUGUUUUUUCCGACUAUAGCUAUUACAAAUUUUAUUUCAUUUCAUUUAUCUGUUUGAGAUAAAGGUAUUGUACAUUA